ACACCGUGAGAAGGAGCGUCUGCGACUGCCUAGACGGGACGGGCGUGGCGUAGGCGCGGGGUGUAACCUGAAAAAGCGGGACUUAGUGCGUCCCCGCUUGGGGGGGCCACUCCUAAGGGCACUACAGAGUCGUUCCAGACUGCGGGUGGGGUGAGCUCAGGCAGAGGAAUCACCAGAGUGGAAAGCAGGGACGUAGGUAUAAGAGAAGGACCUGUGGGUCAGAGGAAUGGGCGUGACCCAGGGGACAAGCAUGUGACAAGACCCGUGCAGAGGCGGGGCCACGGAGUAGCGUACGGGACGCAAAGUACGUAACAGGAAGAAGGGCCGUGACGUAGGCGGAGCGCCAGGGCGUACCUUGAACAUGCGCGGGCGACACGUAUGUGAGGGCGCGACAAAGCCCGUCCGGCUCGAAGGAGGGGUGGGCUCAGGCGUAGGACGGAGGCGGGGCCACGUUAGCGCGUAGGCGCGUGGCCGCGGCUGCAAGCCCAGAGCGAUGGCGGCAGAGGGGCAGCCAGGGCAGAGAACAGGUGCGGACCCAGAGAGCUGGUUCGGGUUCUGACGCAGUGAGCAAAUCCAAGGCAGGACUUACAGGGCUUUGUCUGGCAUUUGGGCCGGGCGACGACACAUGACGUAUUACGCGCGAUGACGUGUACGGCGUGAGGGGCGUGGCGAGGCGCGACCGGACGUGUUCAAGAUGGCUGCGCGCAUGAGUCUCUCCGGCCCGGAGUGGAGGGGUCCGCGCUCAGGGAAAUGUUUGGGUUCCUCGGAUCCUGCACGUUAUCUGGGGCCCGAUCGAGAUUUCAAGCUAAACAUGGUGGCGAUGAGUAGCCUGAGGGCCAUCCUGCAGGCCUCUCCAUGCAGGUCACUGUGGAGAAGAUUCCAGAUGUCCAGCUUCCUGCCGGCGAGGCCCUGCAGCCUCUACACGUGCACGUACAACUCCCGGAACCGGGCCUGUGAGUAGCUGCUGCCUUGGAGAGCGCAAAACGCUGUACCUGGCGGNNNNCGCCAGUCGCCCAUCAACAUCCGGUGGAGGGACAGUGUCUAUGAUCCGGGCUUAAAACCGCUCAGCGUCUCUUACGACCCCACCACCUGCCUCCAUGUCUGGAACAACGGGUACUCCUUCCUCGUGGAAUUCGAAGAUUCUACAGAUAAAUCAGUGAUUGAGGGAGGACCCCUGGAGCACAUCUACCGGCUGAAGCAGUUCCAUUUUCACUGGGGCGCCAUCGAUGCUUGGGGCUCGGAGCACACUGUGGACAGCAAGUGCUACCCGGCAGAGCUGCACUUGGUACAUUGGAAUGCAGUCAAAUUUGAAAACUUUGAAGACGCAGCACUGGAAGAAAAUGGUUUGGCUGUGAUAGGGGUAUUUUUAAAGCUAGGAAAACGUCACAAAGAGCUGCAGAAAUUGGUGGACACUUUGCCAUCCAUCAAGCAUAAGGACACCCUGCAGGGGGCAGAAGGGACCGUCUUGGUCACGUGCGCGCUGACCGCCUUGGUUCUGCUGCCUUGCCACCGAGCUGGGGACUCAGGAACAUGGUGCCGUCCCCUCCUCUGCUCAGACCCCUCACCUUCGAAGUGCCCGAGGACGCCCUCAGCAGCUCUGUUGGCCGGACCUCCAGUCCCGCAGGCAGGGAGCAGGGAAGAGAGGGACGGGCACUUGGCCAGCCGGGAAGAGCAGUCCCCAGCCCGGCAGCAUGGCCGCCGUGUCCAGGCCUUAGGAUUAGCUGUUCCUUCCCGACAGUCCCAAAGGGGUGCUCCCGGAGGUCCUCACCUGCCCUCUGUCUCCCUUGAGCAGUUUCGGACCCUGCUUUUCACUUCAGAGGGGGAGAAAGAGAAAAGAAUGGUGGACAAUUUCCGCCCCCUUCAGCCCCUAAUGAAUCGCACUGUCCGCUCUUCCUUCCGUCAUGAUUAUGUACUGAAUAUACAGGCGAAACCCCAGCCUUCAACUCACCAAACGACUCCCUAAGAUGCUCAUAUCUAACUAGUACUUUGCUUUAAUGAAUAGCUUUUUAGAGAUUGCUAACGGGACUAUUCUAAAUACCCGCAUUUGAUAAUAAUUGUAGAUGCACAUUUCUUGGUGUGGCCAUGCUCCUUCAGUCUUUGAGGAAAGCUCUUUGGUAAAUAAGUUCUUAACUUUUAUCAUUAAUGAUGUUUAACACUGACGUAGCAGUAAGAGACACAACUUUGUCCUACAGCAACCUGUUGGUAAUUGUAAUGUUUUGUUAUGUCUGAUAUCUGAGAUGUCCUCUUAUGUUUAUUAGUUAGUAACUCUGUAGAGUUAUAAGUACGGAUGGUAAUCAAAAUAUUUAACACGGGUAAGGCGCAGAAUGCAGGCCUUUCAGAAAGGGCUCCAGGGCCCAGACUGGUACUUCCGGCUAGCUGAACAUUGGCCAUGGUUUUAGGGAUAUUUCAUUUCAAAAUCUGAAUGUAUAUUCUUUUAUAAGGCCUUCUCAACGAGUAUAUUUGCCUGAUCUUUUGUCGUUAUCCCUUGUACAUGAUAUGCUUACUGACUUACUAUCAGUUUAUGAUCUAGAAAAAAAUAUUUUGUAGCUCUAAGAAAACAAUUUACUUAUAACCAGGAAUCCUUGUGCACUUCUGAAGAUCAAAUCUUUAACUUCAAGACCUGACUGUAUAGAAAGCAUAUACAGGUAAUUUUAAAGAAAAUGCUUGAAGUUCCUGGAAUUUAAAAUUCUUUCAUGCUUUAUUUACAGAAAUCUCUUUCAAAAGACUAAUAAUAUAACGGUCUGUAGUUUAUAGUGUUAUUUGCAUUGUUUGUACACUGUUUCAUAGAAUAUAAUAUUUUCCACAAUGACGGAACUAUCUUGUCUUUCCUUAAAAACUGCCUGAACUUUAUUUUUUUAGUUGAGGUUCUGUGCAAGGCAGGCACUCAACACAAAUCUCAACACGAAUGUAAUGGUUUAAAUGACCUCUAGAGAGAAGAUUGACGGGCUAAAACCUAGAGAAUUCUACGUAUUUUGGGGAAUCUGUGCCAUUGUUGCCUUUACUUGUAAAUAUCUUGGAAUGUUUCUCGUUGCCUAUAAGCCUGUGUUCAAACUCAAUAUUGCAGUUACUAGUGGUAUUUCUUUCAUUACUAUGCUAGUCAUCUGACCUGCAACGUAGGGUUGGAUGAGUAGACUUGACACUACUGAGCGAUAUACUGAAAAAAGUCAAGAUGGUAAAUUUUAUGUGUAUUUUACCAGAAUUAAAAAUAAACAAUACAUUUAGUAGGAAAAAAAAAAAGGGUUGGAGUUGUAUAUGUAAGUUUCCGGGGGGAUACCUGCUCAUAAAAAAGGGAGAAGCUGCUCCCGGGUGGCCCAUUCCAUUAAGCAUCAGACUCUUGGUUUCAGCUCAGGUCAUGAUGAUCUCACGGUUCGUGAGAUUACGCCCCGCA
This is a messenger RNA of Suricata suricatta (meerkat), 3388 nucleotides long. RefSeq names its product carbonic anhydrase 5B (gene CA5B). The record is from RefSeq and is a predicted model, not a curated record. Gene Ontology annotation, molecular function: carbonate dehydratase activity; zinc ion binding. The transcript has 9 exons. Gene Ontology annotation, cellular component: cytoplasm; mitochondrion. NCBI's taxonomy places the organism in Eukaryota, Metazoa, Chordata, Mammalia, Carnivora, Herpestidae.